Messenger RNA from Populus euphratica (Euphrates poplar), 1927 nucleotides. RefSeq names its product probable magnesium transporter NIPA6. Lineage: Eukaryota; Viridiplantae; Streptophyta; Magnoliopsida; Malpighiales; Salicaceae. Gene Ontology annotation, cellular component: membrane. The coding region runs from base 412 to 1407 and encodes 331 amino acids. The record is from RefSeq and is a predicted model, not a curated record. Gene Ontology annotation, molecular function: magnesium ion transmembrane transporter activity. Gene Ontology annotation, biological process: magnesium ion transport. The transcript is spliced from 9 exons.
AAAUAUGAAACGUGCUCAAACCCUACAGGUCAUGUUCACAUGAAGUCAAACCCUCCGGCUUCUCUAACAACGUCGUGCCGACUUAAAUAUUCUGACGUGAAACACGUAAGCCUUACUCCUUCAAAUCGGAAAUUUCAAAUAAAACGCCAAAGAAGGAAAGAAAGAACCCAAUCAGAGAAAGACUCGUCAGGGCCAGAGCGCAGAGAGAGCCUCGCAGGGAGAAGAAAGAAACAGCUCAAAGCGCUGUUGUUUCUGUUCAUUUGGUCGUUUUGGCGCGAAAUGAAUAAAUUCCUCCGUUCAUUUCUGCUCUGUAAAUCUAACAACCUCAGUUUUGGAGAAAAAGAAUUGAUUUGAUUUUGAUUAGCAAUUAUUUGACUGAUUUUUUUAUAUUUAAAGUUAAUUGGGAGAGAGAUGGGAGUAUCGGAGAAUUCAAGAGGGCUAAUUCUAGCCGUGGCAUCGAGUGCAUUUAUAGGGGCGAGCUUCAUUUUAAAGAAGAAAGGACUCAAACGAGCUGGUGCUAAUGGUACUCGCGCUGGGGUUGGAGGUUAUACGUACUUGCUAGAGCCGCUAUGGUGGGCAGGAAUGGUGACAAUGAUUGUUGGGGAGAUUGCGAAUUUUGUGGCUUACGUUUAUGCUCCAGCAGUUCUAGUUACCCCACUUGGUGCACUGAGUAUAAUUAUCAGCGCGGUUUUGGCACAUUUUAUGUUGAAAGAACGGCUGCAGAAAAUGGGUGUUGUAGGAUGUGUAUCUUGCGUUGUAGGAUCGGUAGUGAUUGUAAUCCAUGCACCUCAAGAGCAUACACCUAGUUCUGUACAAGAAAUCUGGACUUUGGCAACCCAAACAGCAUUUCUAAUAUAUGUAGUAGCUACAAUUUCAGUAGUGUUAGCUCUGAUUUUGUACUUUGAACCACGCUGUGGGCAGACAAACAUAUUGGUCUACUUGGGAAUAUGUUCUUUGAUGGGCUCAAUAACGGUUGUAAGCAUAAAAGCCAUCGGAAUUGCAAUAAAGUUGACAUUGGAAGGGAUAAAUCAGAUAGCUUAUCCUCAGACUUGGUUUUUUCUUUCAGUUGCAGUGAUCUGUGUCAUCACACAGUUAAAUUACCUGAACAGGGCAUUGGAUACAUUCAAUGCAGCAAUUGUUUCUCCGGUGUAUUAUGUAAUGUUUACAACUCUGACCAUCAUUGCCAGUGCCAUAAUGUUCAAGGAUUGGUCGGGCCAAGAUGUGAGCAGCAUAGCUUCUGAGCUUUGUGGAUUUAUCACUGUUCUUUCAGGAACAAUCAUACUUCAUGCAACAAGAGAACAGGAACCAGCUCCUCCACUAGGAACUGUAACGUGGUAUGUUAGUGGGGAUUCCCUUAAAGGUAUUGAAGAACAUUUAAUCACUGUACAGAGUUCAGAUGAGCAAUGAACUUUUUUUUACUUUUAACUGGGAUUUGAAAAGAUGGUCUCCCACCAUUGGAGCAAGAAAGCAACCAAGGGCGAGAUGUAUUUGCACAUUGGGGAGCUCUUCUUUCACCCGGAGAAUUCUUUCGUAUCAAUACUGGGCUGCUUCUAUGGAUAUCGUUUCUUGACAAACCGUGUGAAAGUUGGCCCUCAAUGGAAAGAGUCACUCUCACCUGAAAUGCCUAAACUUUUCUGAAACUUUGAACAUGCAUGACGGCGUGGAAUCAAAACCAGUGCUAGGAAAGAUGUUGGGCCAGGUCCAUGAUCUUACUUUGCCCAUUGUGGAUGGCUCUUGUGCAUUUUGGUGCGUGUAUUUUCUUCAUGUGAAUUCCUUGUUGAUUUUCUUUGUAAGUGUGUAUUUAUGAUUGAUUUAUAGGUAGUAAAAUCUUGAAAUAUUGCCAUUUCUCCACAGAGCUCGACUUACCUUCUGAAGGAAAAAUUGACAGAUCAAGCUAUAAUAGAGUUCCAUAAUCGCUUCGCUGGUA